Schistosoma turkestanicum is the source of this 1391-nucleotide messenger RNA. The record is from the annotation of a GenBank genome assembly. NCBI's taxonomy places the organism in Eukaryota, Metazoa, Platyhelminthes, Trematoda, Strigeidida, Schistosomatidae.
GUGGUCAGGUGGUUAGACUACCAUCUACUGGACUCUAUCAAAUACCUGGAACCUUACCGAACGAACAAGAAUUGAGCUCAAAAAAAUCAGUCGGUGUAUACUAGCUCCGGAUAAAGAUCAGCCAAUAGGGAGACGGCUAGCCCCACCCACAGACGAUGUCACAUGUUAUAAAUACUAAGUUAUGGUCGUUUUGCUAUCUGACGUAACGAGAUUUUAUCGAGAUGUCUAAAGUUAAGGUUGGAAUUAUCGGAGGUUCUGGACUGGACGACCCAAAUUUAUUCCAGAAAGUAGGAGUGCGAAAUGUAACUACUAACUUUGGAGCCCCAUCAGAUGUUCUUACCGAAGGUUUUAUUGAAAAUGUUCCAUGUGUAAUGCUUCCCAGACAUGGUAAAAAGCACGGUAUCUUACCACACGAAGUCAACUAUCGGGCCAACAUAUCGGCUUUACAUGAACUCGGAUGUACUCACGUAUUAGCUACCAACGCUUGUGGUAGUCUACAGGAGAACCUGAUGCCUGGAGAUUUCGUUGUUCUUGACCAGUUUAUAGAUUGGUCUUGGGGUCGCGAAAGUACAUUUUAUGGAAGCAAAGCUGGUUCAAUGAAAGGUGUCCUACAUAUGCCAAUGGCAACACCAUUUUGUGAUAAAACGCGUCAGGUUUUGAUAGAAGCAGCCAAAAAUCUAUCAAUGAAUGUUUUUGACAAAAAAUGUAUGGAUGCUGCAAGUGCUAUUCAUCCAUGUGUGCACACUGAAGGUUCUGGAAUUACUAUUAAUGGUCCACGUUUUUCAACUCGUUUCGAGUCGUUACUUUAUCAAAGUUUUGGCGUGGAUAUAGUCAACAUGACAUUAGUUCCUGAAGUUGUAUUGGCUCGUGAAUUAGGCCUAAGUUAUGCUUCUUUAGCAAUUGUUACGGAUUACGAUUGUUGGAAAACAGACCAAGAGCAUGUCUGUGUUGAUAUGGUUUUGGAACAGUUUAAUAAAAGUGUUGAUCGAGUUAAAUCACUCUUACUGGAAGCUGUGAAACUGAUUGGCAGUCGUGAUUGGACAGAGACUAUUGAAGCAAAUAAGGCACUAGUUGCAAGUUCACGUCAAGAUCAUGCCCAUCGAGAAAGUCAAUCCAAAUAAAUAUAUGGCUAAUGAGAAUUUCUUCUCUGUCUAUGUGUAUCCGUAUACUUGAGUAAAAUAUCAUUUAAUUCACAAUUAGCUUACAAGUGAAAAAUUUAAUGAAUGUUUUUCUUUUGUUCCAUAUUCAUCUCAUUUUCUGUUGUACUUUUCUGGUGAAUGUAUUUAAUCACCAAAAAGCCAAAGAUUGAAUAUUUUACACUCUUAAUUGUUUGUUACGUUAGAUUCUAAUCAUGUUUACUUAGUAAUAAAACUUGAAGAAAAAAAAUGCUA